AUGAGUGUUCGAUUCGAGUCCGAGUCGAGUUCGAGUCGAUUCCGAUUCGAGUCCGAUUCGAGUUCGAUUCCGAUUCGAGUCCGAUACGAGUCCGAGUCGAUUCCGAUUCGUGUCCGAUUCGAGUUCGAAUCGAUUCCGAUUCGAGUCCGAUCCGAGUUUGAUUCGAGUCCGAUUCGAGUUCGAAUCGAUUCCGAUUCUAUUCCGAUUCGAGUCCGAUUCGAGUUCGAGCCGAGUUCGAAUCGAGUUCGAGUCGUUUCUGAUUCGAGUUCGAGUCGAGUUCGAAUCGAUUCCGAUUCGAGCUCGAGUCGAGUCCGAAUAGAUUCCGAUUCGAGUCCGAUCCGAGUUCGAGUCGAGUCCGAUUCGUGCCCGAUUCGAGUUCGAAUGGAUUCCGAUUCGAUUCCGAUUCGAGUUCGAUUCGAGUCAGAUUCGAGUUCGAGCCGAUCGAGUUCGAGUCGAUUUCGAAUCGAGGUCGAGUCGAGUUCGAAUCGAUACCGAUUCGAGCUCGAGUCGAGUUCGAGUCGAUUCCGAUUUGAGUUCGAGUCGAGUCCGAGUCGAGUUCGAGUCGAGUCCCAUUCCAGUUCGAGUCGAACUCGAAUCGAUUCCAAUUCGAGUUCGAGUCGAGUUCAAGUCGAGUCCGAUUCGAGUUCGAGUCGAGUUCGAAUCGAUUCCGAUUCGAGUUCGAAUCGAUUCCGAUUCGAGUUCGAGCCGAGUUCGAAUCGAGUUCGAGCCGAGUUCGAGCCGAGUUCGAAUCGAGUUCGAGUCGAGUUCGAGUCGAGUACGAAUCGAUUCCGAUUCGAGUUCGAGUCGAGUCCGAUUCGAGUUCGAGCCGAGUUCGAAUCGAGUUCGAGCCGAGUUCGAAUCGAGUUCGAGCCGAGUUCGAGUCGAUUUCGAUUUGAGUCCGAUUCGAGUCCGAUUCGAGUUCGAGCCGAGUUCGAAUCGAGUUCGAGUCGAGUUCGAGUCGAGUCCGAUUCGAGUUCGAAUCGAUUCCGAUUCGAGUUCGAGCCGAGUUCGAGCCGAGUUCGAGCCGAGUUCGAGCCGAGUUCGAGCCGAGUUCGAGCCGAGUUCGAGCCGAGUUCGAGUCGAUUCCGAUUCGAGUUCGAGUCGAGUUCGAGUCGAGGCCGAUUCGAGUUCGAGCCGAGUUCGAGCCGAGUUCGAAUCGAGUCCGAAUCGAUUCCGAUUCGAGUCCGAUUCGAGUUCGAGCCGAGUUCCAAUCGAGCUCGAGCCGAGUUCGAGUCGAGUUCGAGUCGAGUCCCAUUCCAGUUCGAGUCGAGUCCGAUUCGAGUUCGAGUCGAGUUCGAAUCGAUUCCGACUCGAGUUCGAAUCGAUUCCGAUUCGAGUUCGAUUCGAGCCCGAGUCGAUUCCGAUUCCGAUUCGAGUUCGAGUCGAGUUCGAUUCGAGUCCGAUUCGAGUUCGAGUCGAGACCGAGUUGAGUUCGAUUUGAGUCCGAUUCGAGUUCGAGCCGAUUCCGAUUCGUCUCGGAUUCGAGUUCGAUUCGAGUCCGAUAGGAAAACAGGGAAAUAG
Messenger RNA from Sitophilus oryzae (rice weevil), 1521 nucleotides. RefSeq lists its product as uncharacterized. The coding region runs from base 1 to 1521 and encodes 506 amino acids. Lineage: Eukaryota; Metazoa; Arthropoda; Insecta; Coleoptera; Curculionidae. The transcript has 3 exons. The record is from RefSeq and is a predicted model, not a curated record.